Molecule: messenger RNA, 1714 nt
Organism: Prorocentrum cordatum
Lineage: Eukaryota; Dinophyceae; Prorocentrales; Prorocentraceae
Source: the annotation of a GenBank genome assembly
AGUAGCCAUUCGGUCUCGCAGCGAGCGGGCCACACACACCCCUUCGAGUGCUCGAGGAAGUCACCCAUGGCGCCGCUGCGCACACUUCUCGUAUACGGCUCUGAGUCUGGCAACGCGCGGCGCGCUGCCCAGAAGCUUGCGGCGUCGUGGGCUGCGAAGGGAUCGAGUGUGAAGGUCGACGCAGAUGCGAUAUGCGGCAACGACGCUGCGAAGAAGUUUGACUCCUUGAAAGAGGACUACGACGUUCUGGUCAUUCUCACGAGCUCUUUCGGCGAGGGGGAAGCUCCGUCGAACUACGACAAGUUCCUGCUGGCGCUGGCCAAGGGGGCCAAGGCCGAGUCACCGCCUCUGAGGGGAGUGCAGCACGCUGUGCUCGGUUUCGGCGACAGCUCCUACGAGACGUUUCAGAAUUGCCCCAGGCUCUCCGACAAGCUUCUGGAGGGGUGCGGCUCCCGGCGCGUCCACACGCGGCUCGAGGUCGACGCCUCUGCCUCGUGGAGCGCCGAUGCCGAGGAGUCGGCCGCCGCGCAGCGGGCGGAGGAGGAGUGGAAGGACAGCGUGUACGAGGCGAUCAAGGCAUCUCCGAUCGCGUCGGACCCACCAGCGGCGCCCUGGUGCGAGGAGGGCAAGACGGACAAGAUCCACGUGGGGGCUCUUCCGUCCGAGGGUGGGGGCAGCGGCACCUGCGCCGCCAUCGCCGCCGUCGUCGCCGUCGCCGGGCUGGGGCUGUCCUACUUCGCCCUUGGCGGUGGGCAGUAGAGCACUGAUCGGGGCUGCCCUGUUGACCGACUCGGACUGCGCGCGGACAAGAGGCAACGGCCUUCCGUUCGAGAGCCAGGGCGUGGGCCCUAUGCCGUCCCGAGGCUUCCAGCGUCGCGGUCUUCUUCUCUUGCCUGGGCCCCAGAGCUCUGGUCCACGGGCCCAGGCUCUCGUCGCGGGUCGAGUGUUGAUGGUGCUGAGAGGGGGCCGAAAGGCCGCUGGAAGCCCAGACUCUGAAGCACCGAUCGUCGUGUUUUUGUUUGCGACGCCAGAGGUCUGGGCCGUUUUUCCCAAUAGUCCAAAGCGCAUCGUUGACUAGGCGGUGUUCGUGUCGAAGCAGAGCGUUUUCUCUCGCUCGCCACCAGGAGCCGCGAGUCCAGCGGGCGCGAGCCUCUCGGGCGUUCCGCCGCCUCCACCCCCCCUCCUUGGGCGGGCGAUUAGUGGCCCCCGUGAGCGCCGCGCACGCCUGCCCGCCCCCCGCUCUGUACUCGAAAGAGCGGGCCGCGGCGUGGAAGCUGGAGUGCUCCUCCUUUCCAUCCUCCUAGUUGCCCCUCCCUCUUCCUCCUUCUCCGCGUCCUGCUCCUCCUGCUCCUCCUCCUGCUCCUCCUCCUGCUCCUCCUGCUUGUCCCCUCCUGUGCCCGAGUCCGGGGCCAAUGCAGGUUUUUGCCCGCGUUGCCCAGCCCAGUGCACGACGUUCAACAGCCUCCGUGGACCGAAUAUUGGCCACGCUGCUGGGACUCGUUCCUUGUCCGGCUCGGCAAGGAUUCGGUCAGCAGCCCCAUAUUUGUGGAGAGCAGCCCGGCAUGUCGCAUAUUCGUGCUUGACGCCUGCAUGUUCACAAGCUCUGGGAUAGGACUGCCCUUAGUGGGCGUCAAUUGCGAGUCAAAACCGAGGCCUGAUGGACAAGGCGCGGCGUUUGCGGAAGCCUUCCAUCACUUCGAUCUCCCGAGCCUCG